AUGUAUUGUCAUAAAACUUUACUGAAUUUGUGUUUCGUGAUGGCGGCAGUCUUACCAGGAUCUUUCGGUUACUUCAUGAAGAUGAAUGAUUCUACAUAUCUUGAGAUACCGCCGCUUUUUCACUUGGACGAGUGGGCGCUGUGUCAGCGACCGAAGGACGUCUACUGCAUGGUGGAUGCAGCUCUAACUUCACCCAAGCCGUCACCCUUGUUGGACUUCCUAAAGGAAUACUCCUCAAACACCCAAAAGCAUUAUAAUCGUACGCUGGUCCACCGUGGUGUCUGCAUCAGCAAAUGUGGAGCCGAAGGUCCGGAGACCUGGCGUGGUGCUGCGGAGCGCUGCCUCAAUAGUAACUUGGCGCAGUAUGAACUGGAGGCUGAAAUUCUGGCCGUACAGUUUUGUAAUACACCUGAGACGGUGUAUACGCAUCCUUCUACCGGUGCUUUUAACAUCGUAACAUUGUCUCUUCUUACGAUCACGAUUUUGGCAACAGUGAUACAUAUUUUUGGUGGACGUUGUACUGGAUUUUCAGAAAACAAAUUCAUACAAGCUUUUUCGUUAAAACGUAACUGGCAAAUUUUGAAGCGAAUCAAAUCUGAGAAAGAAUUAGACGACCGAACGAAGGAUCUCCUCUGCCUUGAAGGAAUCAGAUUCGUGGGAACGCUUGGCGUCAUCUUCACGCACACGUCCAUCACAUAUGUGUACUCAUAUAUCGACAAUCCGGAAUAUAUAGAACAUAUGUUUGACCAGCUUAGUGCGAAGGUGGCUUUCAAUACUCCGCUGUGGAUGCAGGUCUUCUUCUCAAUCUCCGGCUUCCUCACAACAUAUUUAUGUCUGAUAUAUUCCGAAACGAGAAAAUUGUCUAUCUUGAAAUGUAUACUGUCGUUCAUACACCGAUACAUAAGAUUAACGCCAGUAGCAUUAUACGCUCUAUGGUUCACCAUGACGUGGUACCCACGGCUGGGGGAGGGCCCGCAGUGGGCCUGGCUCAUCCAGCGCGAGGCGGAGGACUGCACGGAGCGGUGGUGGUACCACGCCAUCUAUGUGCAUAACUACCUACCACUUGGGAAGUACUGCAUGGGACAUACUUGGUAUUUGGCAGUAGACAUGCAGUUGCAUGUUCUGGGUCUAGUGUUACUGUUCAUAUUCUUGAAAUGUAGGAGCACAGUGAAGCCGAUUAUAUCCGUGCUCCUCAUUGGUUCAACCAUAGCUACCGGCUUAGUCGUUCAUUUCUACAAUUUGACACCAAUAAUUACUUCACAGGCACCUGAAGUCGUCAACACCAUGUUCAAGGGCUCCCGUAUCCUAACGAUCUUGUACCUGCCGCUCUGGAUGAACCUCUCCGGGUACCUGCUUGGUAUCGCCACUGCCUUCAUCUACUACCAUCAUCGUACCAACGGUUACAAGCUCAGCGAAGCUAAGUGGUUCCGGCUGGCGGCCCACGCGGGCCUGCCGCUGGCGGGCGCGGUGUCGCUGGCGGGCGCGCUGUUCCUGGCGCAGCGCGCGCCGCCGCGCGCCGCCGCCGCGGCCUACGGCGCGCUCGACCGCGGCCUCAUCGCGCUCGGCUUCUGCGUCUUCCUGCUGGGCUGCCUCAGCGGGUGCCGCUCAAUUCUACGCGACGCCCUCCUCUGGCGCGGGUUCCAGGUGAUCGGUCGCCUGACCUACUCCGUGUUUAUCGUCCACUUCAUCAUCAUGAGGAUGAUCGUCGCCUGCAACACGCAGAUCGGACACGUGUCCGGUUAUUCUAUGAUAUGCCUAUUAGUGGUUGGCAUUGUUCUAUCAUACAUUGUCGCUGUACCAAUAUAUCUCUUUGUAGAGAUGCCAUCAAUUCAGCUGUGGAGGGCACUGACUCGUUCUGAUAGCAAGAAUGAUAGCACCGACCGAGAAUCACCGAUCAAAAUUGAUAUUGUAACGAGUAGAAAUAAUACCGAACAAAGUAUAGUUUAA
Messenger RNA from Melitaea cinxia (Glanville fritillary), 1947 nucleotides. Its product is annotated as nose resistant to fluoxetine protein 6-like. The transcript is spliced from 13 exons. The record is from RefSeq and is a predicted model, not a curated record. Lineage: Eukaryota; Metazoa; Arthropoda; Insecta; Lepidoptera; Nymphalidae. Bases 1 to 1947 code for a protein of 648 amino acids. Gene Ontology annotation, molecular function: acyltransferase activity, transferring groups other than amino-acyl groups.